Messenger RNA from Gorilla gorilla gorilla (western lowland gorilla), 1305 nucleotides. RefSeq names its product CD3 gamma subunit of T-cell receptor complex (gene CD3G). Bases 560 to 1108 code for a protein of 182 amino acids. Lineage: Eukaryota; Metazoa; Chordata; Mammalia; Primates; Hominidae. The transcript has 7 exons. Gene Ontology annotation, cellular component: external side of plasma membrane; alpha-beta T cell receptor complex; membrane. Gene Ontology annotation, molecular function: transmembrane signaling receptor activity. The record is from RefSeq and is a predicted model, not a curated record. Gene Ontology annotation, biological process: positive thymic T cell selection; cell surface receptor signaling pathway.
GCCUGGGCAACAAAGUGAGACUCUGUCUCAAAAAAGAAAAAGAAAAAAAAAAGUGAAAAAAAUUCCUAAAUGAAGGCCUGGACUGAGGUGGCUUUCCAUUCGGAGGUCCAGCCCCAAGCAGCUGAGAGUCCCUCCUAAAUUCAUUACCUACAGCAACAACAACUAGCAAUGAGUAACAACUGGCUACAAUCCUAACAACUAAUGACAGGGACAUUUAUCUCCCUCAUGAAGAAACGGUCCCAGGACCAUCUCCCACCCAGCAUCCAUUGCGGUUCCCUGUGCAAGAUGAGUCUCUGAGUGUGAAUCCAGCAUUCUCUCCCUCUCCUUCCCCACCACCUCCACCCUCCUUAACGGAAAAACAAAAGGCAUCUGCACCUGCAGCCCUGCUGAGGCCCCUGCUGCCCACGCUUGCAGCAGAGGGUGGAGGCUCUGGGUUCUUGCCUUCUCUCAAGGGCCCCAGCCCCAACGCUGAUGGGUGGAGCCAGUCUAGCUGCUGCACAGGCUGGCUGGCUGGCUACUAAGGGCUGCUCCGCGUUUUUGCCAGAGGACAGAGACUGACAUGGAACAGGGGAAGGGCCUAGCUGUCCUCAUCCUGGCUAUCAUUCUUCUUCAAGGUACUUUGGCCCAGUUAAUCAAAGGAAACCACUUGGUUAAGGUGUAUGACUAUCAAGAAGAUGGUUCGGUACUUCUGACUUGUGAUGCAGAAGCCAAAAAUAUCACAUGGUUUAAAGAUGGGAAGAUGAUAGGCUUCCUAACUGAAGAUAAAAAAAAAUGGAAUCUGGGAAGUAAUGCCAAGGACCCUCGAGGGAUGUAUCAGUGUAAAGGAUCACAGAACAAGUCAAAACCACUCCAAGUGUAUUACAGAAUGUGUCAGAACUGCAUUGAACUAAAUGCAGCCACCAUAUCUGGCUUUCUCUUUGCUGAAAUCGUCAGCAUUUUCGUCCUUGCUGUUGGGGUCUACUUCAUUGCUGGACAGGAUGGAGUUCGCCAGUCGAGAGCUUCAGACAAACAGACUCUGUUGCCCAAUGACCAGCUCUACCAGCCCCUCAAGGAUCGAGAAGAUGACCAGUACAGCCACCUUCAAGGAAACCAGUUGAGGAGGAAUUGAACUCAGGACUCAGAGUAGUCCAGGUGUUCUCCUCCUAUUCAGUUCCCAGAAUCAAAGCAAUGCAUUUUGGAAAGCUCCUAGCAGAGAGACUUUCAGCCCUAAAUCUAGACUCAAGGUUCCCAGAGAUGACAAAUGGAGAAGAAAGGCCAUCAGAGCAAAUUUGGGGGUUUCUCAAAUAAAAUAAAAAUAAAAACAAA